Molecule: messenger RNA, 1050 nt
Organism: Coffea arabica (coffee)
Lineage: Eukaryota; Viridiplantae; Streptophyta; Magnoliopsida; Gentianales; Rubiaceae
Source: RefSeq, a predicted model, not a curated record
AUGGAGGUCUGUUUGAAGAUCAAUCAAGUUGAGCAUAUCAUAGUUUUGCAAGCAGAUGAAGCUCGCAACAAAACUAUUAGAGAUGUUGAAAACGCCACAAGCAUGCUUCAUCCGUUGAAUUCUUCUGCCUUGAAUCUAGCUACGGUGCUCAGUGCAAAACUAAAUGGAACGGACUUAACAUUUCCUAUUAUCCAAGCAAAUAUUGCGCCGUCACUAUUUCAAGCACUUACAACAAUCCCGCGGGUAACAGAGGUGGAAUUCAUGGGGUUGGACAGAUGGGAGUUCUCCUAUUACCGCAAUGAUGAGCAAACAUUUGCAUUUUUCUCGAACUCUUCAGCUCCUUCAACAUCAUAUACUCAGCCUGUGAACCGUGACACUGGAAAGCUGUUUGGUGAAGCAGUUGAGUCUAACUAUACUAUUGCAUUUAACUCAACGAGAUUUGUAGAAGGCCCACGAGGGAUACUACCAUAUCCUUCACUAGAGACGGGGAAGAAUCAGGAUCUCCUUUUCAAAAGCAAUGUUCCAAUGGUUGGAAUGGGGCUCAUUUCAAUAGGUUUUCCAGCAGAUGAAGUUAAAAAUCAGUUUUCUCAUCUAGAUUUUCAUGGCAGUCACUUGCACCUAGCUUCGAAUGAUGGCCAAGUACUUUUUGAGAAAGAGCUUGCUGAUACUCAAAUUUUUGUGUACAACGGAACAUAUUCACUGAAGUUGAAGAAACAAAAUGGUGCUUACGAAGAUGUAGUCAGUAAUGUUUCUUGCAAGUUGGAGGAUGAUGCUGAUCUAGAGCAUUUGGAUGUGAAGAUCAAUGAAAAGAAGCACAAAUUUUAUUGCUCAACUGUUGACAUUGCAGGAAUUGAUUCAGUAUAUGUAUUGGCUUUUCCGGAAGAUGGAAACGAAGCUGCUGCCCAUAAAAGCAGCAUGCUAGCCAUCAUGCUUCUUGUUCUUACGCUUGUGGGAUCAGUUGUCUCGCUUUGCCUCUUCAUUUUUUUGAUCCUGAAAGCUGCACGAAGAGAGAUAGUUUUCUAUAACUUGCUUGAUAGAGCUUUGUCGUGA